AUGGCAACUAGGAUAAUUCUGGGUGCGAAACGCUUCUUCUUGACUCCCGACUGCGUGGCGUACUGCGAGAACGACUUCGUUCCCGACUGCGUAAUCGUUCUCGUUGAUGGCUACGUGACCGACCUUGUCGAUGGCUGGGGACACGGAGAUGGUAAAGAUGCCUGCUUCGAGAUUCGCUGCAUUGUCCGGUGCGACGCCGGCUCGGCUGCC
Messenger RNA from Brenthis ino (lesser marbled fritillary), 210 nucleotides. The record is from the annotation of a GenBank genome assembly. NCBI's taxonomy places the organism in Eukaryota, Metazoa, Arthropoda, Insecta, Lepidoptera, Nymphalidae.